Messenger RNA from Porites lobata, 2193 nucleotides. The record is from the annotation of a GenBank genome assembly. Lineage: Eukaryota; Metazoa; Cnidaria; Anthozoa; Scleractinia; Poritidae.
AUGUGUGAUGGUCUAUCUUUUCAACGACAAAAACAAGUACAGAAGACCGAAAAGCAAAAUAAGAGGGCCAGUAAGAACGUAAGUAUCGAAUGAUAUGUGAGAAAGAAAAAGUUUGGCCUCAUGAUCAUAAUGAUAUAAAAACCAAGCUUAAAGUUUAUGUUAAAGUUUAAAGUCCUGUGCAUUUUUAGCUUAUAAUCUACACGUUUUGUUUGCAAUAACAGAAACAACAGCUGGUCGAAAAGGCAAUCCCAAAUAUUGCAGACGCCAUUAAAACAGUCGUGAGUCAAAGCGAAAACAAGGAUUUUAGAACAAAAUGCCUUAACCUUCUCAAGGUUCGUGUUAAAGGGUCUUUAAGCUUAUUUCUGUCUUUAAAAGCUACUAUUAAAGCUUAACUCCUCUCAAAACGUCAUCAAAGAUUUCCACAUUUUUGCAGAUCAAAGAUGAGAAAGGUUUUGACGACGUACUGACGAAAAAGUUGUGGAAGAUCGCGAGUUGCAGAUUGAAUAUCAAACCGGCCGCAGAAAGCGAAAGUCAGGUUGGAGCACUUUUUAAAUGUUUGUUUAACAGAUAACUUUUAGAUCGUCUGUUGUUCUUACAUGAAAACACUUUAUUUCACUCCUUUUUCAAAUUUAUAUUUUAUGUUUCCCAGGCCGUACCAGAGGAUGGAGCAAAAAAUAGAGGGCACCCAACGACAAUUUUCGGAAAAAUAUCUGUUCGGAAGACGAUUUGAGAUCUAGAAUUUUCGGAACAUUUGUUGUAAAAUUUCUUGCUUCCCUGCCUCUCCUAGGAUUUUCGAACAUCUAAAAAGUGAUAAAAUCGCCCAUUUUCAACGGAUUUUUACCCUAAAAAGGUCACCUAGAAUUUCGGGAGCCUUUUUUCUGGCUGAAAUUUUCGAACAGGUAAGUUUUGAUCCCUAUAAUUUUCGGAUCACUAGACUUUCAGCUAGGAAAUCCGAACAGAUAAAAAAUUAAUAGGAGAUAAAAAUAUGCCCAUAUCGACCGUUUAAAUACUAAAACACGUUUAACAAUGCUAUGUUUAAGUGGUUUUGAACUAUAUUCUCGUUGGGUGCCCCUGAAAAUAGGGAGUACUCCGAGGUAAAAGAAUUAUUUUCCGACUCCUUCACUUCAUCACGACACACAUUAUUUAACUAUUUAGUUCUCAAGUUGUUUUUAACAUUACUAGUAUUGUAACAAUAGCCUGUUUCAUAGUGUUUCAGAUAUUAGGUUGUGUCGCCAAAUCACCAAUUUUUGAAAUGGCUAUCUUUUUUUGUUCCAAGAAGCUGACAAAGCUUAGACCCUUCGGACAAAAAUUUUAAAGGUGCCGACAAAAAAAUGAAUCUCAGUUCUCAAAGGGUGCCGAAAAAAAAUUUGAGGGUUCGGAUUCCAGUCAUCUUUGUUUUUUCUUUGUUUUUUUUUUUGGGGGGGGGGGGGGGGGAUAAUAAAUGGAACGUUUCCUUGCAGGCUAUCAUUAUAUGUAUACUAAGUAGUUUUUCAAUUAAUUUUCGUAUCUUUAAAGCUUCCAAUAAAGAAAAAUGCAGUAGACGAAGAAAGUGGAGAGGACUACUUUGAUGAUCUAGCUGGAGAUAUAACAUUUUAUAACAGUGAUAACUGUAUAAUGAUUGGCCGCCAGGCAAAUGAAACUACGGAUGCUUCAUCAGAGCCGGACUCAUCUUUUGAACUACUUGCUGAAUUGUACUGGGAUUCAGAUCAUUUAUCCGACGAAAUGCUCCCAGGAAUUGCCCAAAAUUCUCCAAAUAACUAUUUACAAGGCCAUUCAGGAGCUUGUGACAAGGCACUGUGUGUGUCCGCAUCGCAAGAAAAAUCAUAUGAAUGCACUGUAGAUCCUGCACAGGAAACACAGUGCCCUCAGCAGCAAAGUACAGAAAAAUGUUCUCUUAUAAAGGAAGUGACAGAUCUUACCAGUCCUAAAGCUAAGCUACGAUGUUGUAAAGAUGCAUCAGAACCAACUGAGGCAACUACAGGAUCAAAUGACUGGCUACAAGAGUUUAGCCAGGACUGUUACUGGGUUGCACACAAAAAUAUACCGGAGCAACAGGAAGCAAAACAAUCCACAACAACAGAAAAUGCAACAUUUAGAGCCUGCUCAGAAGCAUCUCUUUCAUUUGUCAGUUUAUCACAAACUGCGCAAAGUGCAGAUGACUUUGAUGCCCUGGCUGAAUUCUCAGUUGGCUAG